This is a messenger RNA of Musa acuminata AAA Group (dessert banana), 1772 nucleotides long. Its product is annotated as LIM domain-containing protein HDR3. Gene Ontology annotation, molecular function: ubiquitin binding. The coding region runs from base 118 to 1611 and encodes 497 amino acids. The transcript is spliced from 12 exons. The record is from RefSeq and is a predicted model, not a curated record. Lineage: Eukaryota; Viridiplantae; Streptophyta; Magnoliopsida; Zingiberales; Musaceae.
UAUAUAUAUACAUAUACAACCGCGGAAGCAUUUUGAGAUGCCUUAUCGUUGGGCUUCCACCCUCCUCCUCCUCCUCCCUUCUCCAUCCUCGCCUCUCUUGCUGCGAUCAUCGCUCCAAUGGCUUCUUCCAACUCCGGUUACCUCUUCCGGCCUCGCGUCCACGGAAAUAUAGCUCCAUAUACUGGGAGAAGGUCUCGCUUUAUGAGAUGGCUCUGCAAGUUUUUUAAAGGGACAGGUACCGGAGUGUCAAAUGGACAUCAUCCACAAGUAAAUGGGGAAGAAAACUUGUUUCAUGGACCAAUUAAACCAGUGGAUGACCGAUCUAAAGCUGAAAAUGAAGAUCUUGAUCGUGCAAUUGCACUUUCUCUUGAUGAGGAUGCCAAGAGACCUAAUGCUGCUGGCUACAAGGGCCGGGGAAAUGAUGACGACGAGUUAGCUAGGGCUAUCCAAGAAAGUUUGAGCAUGUCCUCCUCUCAACCAUAUUACCCUGUACAGGUUUUGCCCAGAGGAUAUAGAAUUUGUGGAGGAUGUCACCAUGAAAUAGGUUAUGGACAUUAUUUAAGCUGCAUGGGAACCUUUUGGCACCCACAAUGUUUUCGUUGUCAUGCUUGUGGUCAGAUUAUCUGUGAGAAUGAGUUUACUUUGUCAGGCAUUGAUCCAUACCACAAGUCAUGUUAUAAGGAGUUGCUUCACCCCAAAUGUGAUGUCUGCCAUGAAUUUAUCCCAACAAACAGGGCUGGUUUAAUUGAGUAUAGAGCUCACCCCUUUUGGGGCCAAAAAUAUUGUCCAUCACAUGAACAUGAUCGCACACCUCGAUGCUGUAGUUGUGAGAGAAUGGAGUCAAGAAGCACAAGAUAUAUCUGCCUAGGAGAUGGCCGUAGCUUGUGCUUGGAAUGUCUUGAUUCUGCUAUCAUGGAUAUUGUUGACUGUCAGUCUCUAUACCACUCAAUUAGAGAUUAUUAUGAAGGAAUGAACAUGAAAAUAAAUCAACAAAUUCCCAUGCUUUUGGUAGAAAGGCAGGCGCUUAAUGAAGCCAUGGAAGGGGAGAAAGAUGGUCAUCACCACAUGCCUGAAACCAGAGGCUUAUGUCUUUCUGAGGAACAAACUGUUAGCAGUAUACUUAGAAGGCCAAAAAUUGGGGGAAACAGAAUUCUGGACAUGCGGACUUUCCCACAAAAGUUGACCCGUCAAUGCGAAGUCACUGCAAUUCUCGUAUUGUAUGGCCUUCCCAGGCUAUUAACUGGUUCCAUUCUUGCUCAUGAAUUAAUGCAUGGUUGGUUACGUCUCAGAGGCUAUCAGAACUUAAGCCCUGAUGUGGAAGAAGGCAUCUGUCAGGUUCUUGCCCAUAUGUGGCUUGAAUCUGAGGUUUUGCCAGGGUCAACUAGUAUGCCAUCCUCUUCGUCGUCAUCAUCCUCUUCAAUUCCAUCAUCUAAGAAAGCAGGAAAGUCUGCCACCGAUAAGAAACUCGGUGAGUUCUUCAUGCAUCAAAUUGCUCAAGACACAUCACCUGCCUAUGGUGAAGGUUUCAGAGCUGCUAAUGCAGCUGUUAACAAGUAUGGGCUUCGCCGAACCCUGGAACAUAUACGCUUAAGAAGCAAUUUCCCGAUGUGAAAACCAUUUCUUAUGUAGUAAUGAGAGAGAGAGAGAGAUUGCAAAGUGUGAGUCGCUUAUCCCAUAAUUUCUUGGGGAGCCAGAUGAGUGGUAUUGCUUUGUGUCUAAAGUAAAAUUAGCAGCUGUAUCUGACUAAGCUUCAAAUAAUAUCUUUUCUCAAA